AUGGCUUCACUGGGACCGUGGCUUGGAGGGAGUCGAGGAGGAGAUGACUCUUGGUUCGGCUCACCCUUCUCAAGCGAUAUAUGGGACCCUUUUAGCGUUCGAACGAGCAGGGAACAAAGUGACCGUGGUGAUGAAAUCUCUGCCCUCGCUACUGCCCGCGUGGACUGGCGUGAAACAGACACAUGCAGCGCACGAGUUUCGGGUGAGGAAGACGGCAAUAUUCUGCAGAUCAGCGGGGAGCAUACGGAGGAACAGGAGGACAAAAUCGACAAGUGGCACCGCGUUGAGAGGCGUCAUGGCAGCUUUAUUAGGCGGUUCCAGCUCCCGGAGAACGUUAAACUGGAUGAGAUCAAGUGCACGCUUGACCAUGGAGUGUUAAAAGUGACUGUGCCCAAGAAGCAGCCCCAGACUCCCAAAAAUGUUAAAUACAUCGACGUGGUGUAG
This is a messenger RNA of Corylus avellana, 444 nucleotides long. The record is from RefSeq and is a predicted model, not a curated record. Lineage: Eukaryota; Viridiplantae; Streptophyta; Magnoliopsida; Fagales; Betulaceae.